ACGUAAAAAUAAUAAUUGAAGAGAAAAAUAGAAAAUAUGAAUCUGGAUUAUAUUCAUUAUCCGACCAAGAGUAACUCUGUUUCAGCUAAAGUUGAUUUUGCUGCCAUGGAGCUCUGUACUCGAACCUUCACAACUACUUCUCUUCCUUUCAACCCUUCUUUCUCUCUUCCUUCUUCUUCUUCUUCUUCUUCUUCAAUUUCUCUUCAUCUUCAUUCCAAUACUACUCUUAAACCCUUCAAAUUCAAUCUCUCAUCUUCUUUCAUUCAACCAUCUCUUUAUCAUCACACUUCUUCUCCCUUCACUGUCUCAGCUUCUUCUUCUUCUUCAGUUGAACUUUUCCCAGAAAAUGACCGUCUUCCUGCUCAAUUGAAGGUCACUGAAACAAAGGAAUCCAAUUCCAGAGUUACAUUGCAUGUGGAGGUUCCAUCACUUGUAUGCGAGGACUGUUAUGAAAGGGUCCUAGUUGAGUUUACAAAGUUCGCCAAGGUACCUGGAUUUCGUCCUGGAAAAAAGAUCCCGGAAAGUAUUCUUGUUGGUUAUGUGGGGAGUAAAAAUGUUCAAAAGGCUACGAUCGAAUCAAUAUUGAGGAGGACACUUUCACACGCUGUAACAGCAGUUACUGGAAGGGCUUUGCAGGAUUCUAUACGUAUAGUUACUAAAUUUUCUGAUAUGGAGGAUACCUAUUCUUCUCUCGGAUAUCUUAGAUAUGAUGUGAGUGUUGAUGUUGCACCAGAAAUCAAAUGGAUUUCUGAUGAUGCAUACAAAAACUUGAAGGUUGUUGUUGAGAUAGACAAUGAAAUAGAUGCUCACAUAGCAUCUGAAAAAGAAUUUAGACGGCGUUACAAGUCAGCCGGUGUACUGAAAGUUGUUACUGAUAGAGGACUACAGGUCGGUGAUGUUGUUGUACUUGACAUCUCAGCAACGACCGUUGAUCAAGAAUCAAAUAUCAAAAAUAUUCCUUCUGCUGAAAGUAAAGGAUUCAAUUUUGAUACAGAGGAUAGUGAAAUAUUAGUACCAGGUUUCCUUGAUUCUAUAAUUGGAAUUGGUCGAGGCGAAACAAAGUCAUUCCCCCUUGUUUUUCCUGAAACAUGGAAGCAGGAAAAUCUCCAAGGUGUUCAUGCUCAGUUUACUGUUGAGUGCAAAGAACUUUUUUACAGAGAUUUACCAGAGCUAGAUGAUUCUAUUGCUGAUAAGCUUAUCCCUGGAUGUACCACAGUGCAACAGGUCAAAGACUUAUUGUUAGAAAGAUUCCAAGAGAUAGAGCAAACAGCUAGGGAACAAGCAACUGAUAAUGCUAUAUUAGAUCAGAUUUCUAAGAUGGUGGAAGUUGAUAUACCUCAAUCCUUGUUUGAUGAACAAGGUAGACAGCUAUAUGGAUCCAGCCUAUUAGAAAUGCAGACAAAAAUAAAACUAAGUGAGCAGCAGCUGGCUACUCUAUCAAGUCCAAAGGCCGUGAAUGAAUAUCUUGAGCAUCAUAGGGAAAAUAUUACAAAUUUGAUCAAACAGAACCUGGCAGUUGGUGACAUAUAUAAGCGUGAAAAUAUGCAGCUUCCUACUGAAGACAUCGUCAAAGAGGUUGAGAAUUCCAUUGCUGAAUUCAAACGUCAAAAACAAGAAUACGACGAGGAACGUGUAAAGGAACAGGUUCAAGAAAUACUAGAAGGAGCUAAGGUGCUAGAGUGGUUGAGAGAACAUGCAGAAGUUCAGUAUAUAACAAUAUGAGAGACAAGCACCGGCCAAACAAAUUAGGAAAGUGAGAUUGCAGAUCCAUUUAAAGAGUUUUCUUUCGGCCAAUGUAAGUUUUAAGAAAUUAAACAAUUCUUGAUUGAAUUUUGUAGAAAGAACAUUAAGAAUAGAAAUAUGUGUUACAAGUGA
Molecule: messenger RNA, 1875 nt
Organism: Medicago truncatula (barrel medic)
Lineage: Eukaryota; Viridiplantae; Streptophyta; Magnoliopsida; Fabales; Fabaceae
Product: trigger factor-like protein TIG, Chloroplastic
Exons: 13
Coding region: 37-1722 (561 amino acids)
Biological process (GO): 'de novo' cotranslational protein folding; protein unfolding; protein transport
Molecular function (GO): peptidyl-prolyl cis-trans isomerase activity; ribosome binding; protein folding chaperone
Source: RefSeq, a predicted model, not a curated record